Molecule: messenger RNA, 1224 nt
Organism: Limanda limanda (common dab)
Lineage: Eukaryota; Metazoa; Chordata; Actinopteri; Pleuronectiformes; Pleuronectidae
Product: caM kinase-like vesicle-associated protein
Exons: 10
Coding region: 1-1224 (407 amino acids)
Biological process (GO): peptidyl-serine phosphorylation
Cellular component (GO): intracellular anatomical structure
Molecular function (GO): calmodulin binding; ATP binding; calcium/calmodulin-dependent protein kinase activity
Source: RefSeq, a predicted model, not a curated record
AUGCCAUUUGGUUGUCUGACACUUGGGGAGAAGAAGGAUUACAACAAUCCCUCAGAGGUGAACGACAAAUAUGACCUCGGACAAAUUGUUAAAUCGGAGGAGUUUUGUGAGAUUUUCCGGGCCAAGGAUAGGAACACCUUGAAGAUGUUCACCUGUAAAAAGUUCCACAAGAAGGACGGAAGGAAAGUGAGGAAGGCGGCCAAGAAUGAGAUAAUGAUCUUGAAGAUGGUAAAACAUCACAACAUCCUCCAGCUGGUUGACACGUUUGAAACUAAGAAGGAGUACUUCCUUUUUCUGGAACUCGCCACGGGCAGAGAGGUCUUUGACUGGAUCUUAGAUCAAGGCUACUACUCAGAGAGGGACACCAGCAAUGUUAUGAGGCAGGUGUUGGAAGCUGUAGCUUACCUGCACUCUCAGAAAAUUGUCCACAGAAAUCUGAAGUUGGAGAACCUGGUGUACUUUAAUCGUUUGAAGCACUCCAAAAUCGUGAUCAGUGACUUUCAGUUGGCAAAACUGGAAAAUGGACUCAUCAAGGACCCGUGUGGGACUCCGGAAUAUCUUGCUCCUGAGGUGGUUGGGAGGCAGAGGUACGGGAGACCUGUGGACUGUUGGGCCAUCGGUGUCAUCAUGUACAUUCUUUUGUCUGGAAACCCUCCUUUCUAUGACGACGCUGAAGAAGACGACUCUGACAACCGCGAUAAGAACCUUUUCAUAAAGAUUUUGUCCGGGGACUAUGAAUUUGAUUCCCCUUACUGGGAUGACAUCUCAGAUUCUGCCAAGACCUUAGUGGCAUCCUUGAUGGAAGUGGACCAAGAUCAGCGAUUGACUGCACAGGAAGCUAUUGCCCAUGAAUGGAUUUCUGGAAACGCUGCCUCCGAUAAGAACAUUAAGGACGGUGUUUGUGCACAAAUAGAAAAGAACUUUGCUAAAGCCAAGUGGAAGAAAGCUGUCAGAGUGACCACCCUCAUGAAGAGGCUCCGGGCUUCUGAGCAGGGGGAAUCUGGGGCCUCUGGUCUCACCGAGGGGGCUGCAGCUGACCCCAACGCCCCCAGCGGCGCUGCUCCAGCUCUUCCGCUGGGCAACAGGUUAAAGGCCGCCCUCAUCGAAAAGGCUCCCGACACACAAACUGCCACCAUCACCCAGCCCAGUGCAGCCAGACCGGACGAGCAGAUGCGGUGCAACGGCGACGUCCCUCAAAUGUUGCCACAGAAGAAGGCAGAUUAG